Molecule: messenger RNA, 682 nt
Organism: Helicoverpa armigera (cotton bollworm)
Lineage: Eukaryota; Metazoa; Arthropoda; Insecta; Lepidoptera; Noctuidae
Gene: l(1)10Bb
Product: protein BUD31 homolog
Exons: 2
Coding region: 96-530 (144 amino acids)
Biological process (GO): mRNA splicing, via spliceosome
Cellular component (GO): spliceosomal complex; nucleus
Source: RefSeq, a predicted model, not a curated record
CGUCAACUUGGUUUUGGUGAUUUAGUUGCUUACUCCAAACAAUUUUAUUUAUAAAUAAAAAGUUGAGUAGUUUAUAGAAAUUCUAUACGUUUAAAAUGCCAAAAGUCCGCCGCAGCCGUAAACCCCCGCCAGAAGGCUGGGAGCUCAUUGAGCCUACACUAGAGGAACUGGAACAGAAAAUGCGAGAAGCCGAAACCGAACCUCACGAAGGAAAACGCAAACAAGAAUCACUAUGGCCGAUCUUCAAGAUCCAUCAUCAAAAGUCUCGUUAUAUCUACGAUCUGUUCUACAGACGCAAGGCUAUCAGUAGAGAGCUCUACCAGUAUUGUUUGGAUGAAAAAAUUGCUGACGCCAAUCUCAUAGCGAAAUGGAAGAAGACCGGUUAUGAAAACUUGUGUUGUCUACGCUGUAUACAGACCAGAGACACGAAUUUCGCUACCAACUGUAUAUGUAGGGUUCCAAAGAGCAAGUUAGAAGAAGGUCGAAUAGUAGAAUGCGUGCAUUGUGGGUGCAGGGGGUGUUCCGGAUAAGUUGUAGUUUAGCAUAGCUUCUAGAUUUAAUUACUUACCAUACAUUCUUGACUUGUAGCAUUCUAUCGAACUGGCAAAAUUGAGUCUUGGGAAAUUUACUUAUUCAUUUGAAUUGACUGGAACGUUUUUAUGAUCAGUGUGUAAUAUGUGUU